Molecule: messenger RNA, 2016 nt
Organism: Synchiropus splendidus (mandarinfish)
Lineage: Eukaryota; Metazoa; Chordata; Actinopteri; Syngnathiformes; Callionymidae
Gene: yrdc
Product: yrdC N(6)-threonylcarbamoyltransferase domain containing
Exons: 6
Coding region: 604-1398 (264 amino acids)
Biological process (GO): regulation of translational fidelity
Cellular component (GO): cytoplasm
Molecular function (GO): nucleotidyltransferase activity; tRNA binding; double-stranded RNA binding
Source: RefSeq, a predicted model, not a curated record
GGAUUUUUUUGCUCAGCGAUAUUUUGUCCGACAGCAGAGCCAGUUUCUCGUCGAGUUCCUCCAAAAACUGCAAGACAUUUUGUAUAUUCAACUGAACACGUGCCAUGCUGUCAGUGACCUCAUCACCUCCCGGUGUAUUUGGAUUGUCUAGACAAAACACAAGUUAAAGGACCUGCCCAUCUUGUUUAUCUUCUUGCAGAAGCUUCUGGUCUUCUUCAGAAUCUGAAACUGAAGUUUGAAAUAUAAUGAGGAAUGUGACGGUCAUGUGGGGUUGGGCACAAACUGACCUGCGUCCGACGACAUGAUGAAGCGGAUCCUGAAGCGCUUUGUUCAGCGCAAACAGGUGAUUUCAAAGCUUCUAAUGAGUGUGUGUGGGUGGGCUUUGAAUUCACAGGUGUUCUUCCUUCCCAGUGAUUUCUAUAGUUUCUCGAAUUUGAACGCCAAGUAACUAAAACAACACAAAUAUUUGACUGGUGAAUUUAAUUCAGUAGUACUGUCUCUUUAAGAAAAUCGACGUCAUUGUUUGUGGGCGUAACCCGGAAGGCACGUUCGCUUCUUGAGCUGCAUGGUUGUGGAAGAUGUCAAAUCGACUCCUGCUGUUUUAUGAAGUUUGUUUUUGACACGGGGGUUAAAUUAGUUACAUCCCGACUGAGUCGCGGUUUUGUUUUAUUGCGACGACCAGAAGGCAAGAUGUGUAACGAGCUGAAGACGAAAGUGUUGCGUUUGCUACCGGCAAACUGCAAUGGACCUCUCUCUCUGAAGGCGCCCCACACGGAAAUCCUGAGCCGCACCGUGCAGGCGCUGAAGGAAGGCCAGGUGGUCGGGGUGCCCACGGACACCAUCUACGGCCUGGCGUGUCUGGCUCAGAACCGUGACGCCAUCAAAAAAGUCUACGACAUCAAAGGCCGAAACCAGCAGAAACCGCUCGCCAUCUGUGUCGGAGAAAUUCCGGAUAUUUACAAGUACUGUGACGUGAAGGUGGAGAAGGCGCUGCUGGAGGACCUGCUGCCGGGGCCGGUGACCCUGGUUUUCGAACGAGCUGAAGUUCUUAACAAAGAUCUCAACCCUUUUACAAAACUUGUGGGUGUGCGGAUCCCAGACCACCCUUUCAUGAGGCGUCUUUGCCAAAUGUGUGAGGAGCCGCUCGCUCUCACCAGUGCCAACAUCAGCUCCCAGACCAGCACAGUGGAAGUGAACGAGUUUCAGGAUCUCUGGCCUAAACUAGCAGUGGUGGUGGACGGCGGACCAAUAGGAGACCUGAAUCGCCUGGGGUCCACAGUGGUCGACUUGUCAGUGCCCAGCAGGUACCGCAUCAUAAGGCCGGGAUGUGCCUUCUCCGCCACGGUUGACGUGCUGGAACACAAAUACGGACUGUCAGAGGAUUCUGGAGGAAAAUGACCUCUGACCGCUUCAGAACUCUGUUGCUGAAACCAAAGCCAGAGAGGGCUGGAUGGGUGGUGUGGCCGUGACACGGAGGAUGGAACUCCUACUGAUGUCCAGUAAUAAUGGCCUCGAGGGGAACUUCUUCUUUAUUUAUCUUGUGGCAACUGUCCCUGGGACCCUUUUCUUUUGUCUUUCUUGCAUUCUUGCAAAACCAAACCGGGGUCACCUCCAUACUCAACUGCACUAGCCACUUAUGCUAUCGGUCUACUUUAAGUGGUGAUUCUAAAAAGUUACCAGGGGCAAAAGUUAUUUAAAUAGUCAGUGCGUUUGCUAUAAAACUUUGUGGUAUCAGAGGGGAAAUUCACAUCAUUAAGUUAGAGUUAAUAUUUUAUUCACAGUUUUGAUAUUCGCUGUGUAAAACUGCACUGUAUAUAGCUUUCUAUUGAUAUUUCCCUCUUCACAAAGAGAUGGUCCAGUGUGUAUAAAAGUGAGUUUUUACUUUGUUUUAUGGAAAUAUAUUAUUCAGAAUUUGGUUGGAAUGUUGAAUAUUUUAAAAUGUAUUUGGUUGGUUUCACAUUGACUGUUAAAUGUGUCUGGAACUGGAAUGUUUUUUGGGUUUGUUUUUUUUUGGAA